AUGAAGCUUCGUGGCAGCUUGCAUGCCGACAUCUCCAAGCUCACUGCGCUCACCAGCCUAAACGUGGCGUCCAACCUCUUGGAUGCGCGCAUGAGCGAGUGGGCUCUGCCUCUCACCGGCCUCAAGGCACUCAAGCAACUGUCUCUCAACUACAACUGGUUCUCCGGCCCUCUGCCCUCAUUCCUCCUCACCAUGUCCUCCCUCUCAGCUCUCAACGUGCAAUUCAACUACCUCGCUGGUCCCAUCACCGGCACUCCCUCUGCCUCCCUCAAGUCCCUCAACGUCGCCUCCAACCUCCUCACAGGAACCUUCCCAGCAUCUUCCACCACUGCAUGCGAUGCACGCAGCAACUGCCUAGCAGACUCCUCCAAGUGCCUUACCUCUGGCUCCUCCUCCCAGAGGCUUUCCUCUGACUGCGACGUCUGUGGUUUGGGGAGUUCCAGUGCGGUGGUGUGCAAUGGAGGGGUGUGCGCGCCUGACACUACCGCGCCCAUGGCAGCACUCACGCCGAAUAGUGACUCUGCUGCUCUGCUGCCCAUGCAGUGCUCGGGUGUGCGCAUUGACGCCACAGCAGUAUCGGUGCUUGGGAGCCUCAAAGCGGCACUGGGAGUGCCUCUCCCGGACUGGGGAGGGAACUCGCUGUGCACGGUGGUCCUCGUGGUUUCCGGAGUCAGCAGCUCCUCCUCUGGCCCGAGGGACUUGGGAGGCGUGCUGUGCAGCCCGGCCGGUGCUGUGGUGGAGAUCAACCUCAACACGCGCCAGCUGGCUGGGUCCAUGCAUGCAGAUAUCUCCAAGCUCACUGCGCUCACUAGCCUCCAACUGCACUACAACUACCUGUUUGGGCCCAUCCCCUCGGCUCUUAUCGGUCUCAAGAGCCUCUCCAAGCUGAGUCUGGGCUCCAACUACCUCACCGGGAGCGUGCCAGUGCCAGGCACUGCCAUGAAGCACCUGGACCUCGAAAACAACUACCUCGUGGGAACCUUCCCAACAGGUUCCUGGCAGUCCUGCUCGGCACGCACCAACUGUUUCUCGAGUGCUGCUGCUUGCACGGCGGACGGAGGCAAAGGGACUGUUCAGAGAGCCACGUGCAGCAUCUGCGGCAGUGCUGAUGGCACGGGGGUGUUGUGUGGCGGCGGUGGUGCGUCCACCUGCCAGCCCACAGCUACUUCCCUCGCAUCCCUCUCCACACUCAACAGCCCCUCUGCCCCUGCGCUUCCUCUCGCGUGCUCCUUGCUGCCAGCUGUACCCGUCAACUCUACUGCCAGCAUGGGCACAGGCAUGGGCACAGGCAUGGGCACAGGCAUGGGCACAGGCAUGGGCACAGGCAUGGGCACAGGCAUGGGCACAGGCAUGGGCACAGGCAUGGGCACAGGCAUGGGCACAGGCAUGGGCACAGGCAUGGGCACAGGCAUGGGCACAGGCAUGGGCACAGGCAUGGGCACAGGCAUGGGCACAGGCAUGGGCACAGGCAUGGGCACAGGCAUGGGCACAGGCAUGGGCACAGGCAUGGGCACAGGCAUGGGCACAGGCAUGGGCACAGGCAUGGGCACAGGCAUGGGCACAGGCAUGGGCACAGGCAUGGGCACAGGCAUGGGCACAGGGAGCAUGGUAUUGGCGGCGCUGCUGAGCAUCAAGACAGCCUUGGGAGUGACACACACAGGGUGGGCGGCAAAUGCUGUCUGCACGCUGGCAGGGACAGGUGGCACUGUGGCGAGUGGGAGCUUGACUGGUGUGGAGUGUGACUCCGCUGGCAACCCCGUCAAGAUCACUCUCAACAACCAGCAGCUGUUCGGAGUGCUCCCUGCUGAUGUCACCAAACUCACAGUGCUCACUUACCUCAACCUGCAGUCUAAUCUCUUCAGAGCACGCCUUGAAGACUUUGCUUUGAGGCUUCCCGCCCUCACCAACCUGGCAGUGCUCCUGCUGGACUACAACUGGUUCAAGGGCUCGCUGCCCCCGCCUCUCCUCGCCAUGACCAAACUCACCCGCCUGAGCAUGGCGUACAACUACCUGACAUACCGCGUGCCACCGGUGUCAGCAUCGCUCAAGGCAAUCGUCCUCUCCAACAACUUCCUCUCGGGCACCUUCCCUGCCAACUCCGCCACCUCCUGCGUCUCUGCUGCCAACUGCUUCACCAGCGCCACCUCCUGCAACACUCCUAGCGAGCAGGGCGAUACGGCACAGCGAGCGACAGGGUGUGAUAUCUGCGGCAGUGCGAGUGGUCAGGGCAUGCUGUGCGGCAGCACAGGGGUGUGCACGCCCAAUGCUGCUGCACUGUUCACCGCCAAGACGGCGAAUACUGCUGCUGCUGCUGUUCUCCCCAUGGCUUGCGUUGACCUUGUGUGUGCUGCAGCUGCACCCAUUGCCUGCCCCACUGACUGGCGCUGCCAGGGUCUCAAGUGUGCGGCACCUGCUGUCUCCAACUGCAUUGGCUACCUCUGCACUCCGUAG
This is a messenger RNA of Closterium sp. Naga37s-1, 2451 nucleotides long. Lineage: Eukaryota; Viridiplantae; Streptophyta; Zygnematophyceae; Desmidiales; Closteriaceae. The record is from the annotation of a GenBank genome assembly.